This is a messenger RNA of Cooperia oncophora, 642 nucleotides long. The record is from the annotation of a GenBank genome assembly. NCBI's taxonomy places the organism in Eukaryota, Metazoa, Nematoda, Chromadorea, Rhabditida, Trichostrongylidae.
AUGGAGAGCAUUCGUCGGACUAUGUCAUUCGGCAAUGCAGGAAAGACGUCUCGGCGAACAGAACUUACGACAGCACUUCAUCAAGAAACAGCACGACCUGUGAAGCGGACCUGUGGAACAUCAUCGAAACUGAUGGACCAGAACCUGGUUUUCGCUGAACGAAACUAUCUCAACUCUCUGGGCACUUGCAAGCAAACUGAGAAGAACCUAGAUGAUGGGAUUCGCCUAAUACAUCGGCUAUCGCAGGAAAUUUAUCCCGGGAAAAUUUAUUAUGGCCUUUCUACUGUCUGGAACUAUGACGGCGUGGAUGUGCAGAAGCUAUUCGAACAAGUGAAAAAACUAAUGCCUGAGUUCAACCCCAAUAUCAUUGUUACUGAUAAAGCUUUGUGGGCUGUCGAUAAGGUUCCAUGGGCAAGUUCGAUCGUCGACAGCGAAACUAAACUAUUGCCGACUUGGGAAAGGAAAGUGAAAGAACUCGUCGAGGUAGGAUUUGUUGUCAAUUUUGGACAGUCCUAUUUGGCGCAUGCUUUCAUGAAAACUUCGGACAUCUUUUGGUCUAAUUGUACGUCGAAAAACAGGACAAAAUGGCGCAGUACCUGCGAACCAACUACAAGUCCCAUCAUUCUCGUUGAAUUCUGGUGA